Oryzias melastigma (Indian medaka) is the source of this 2818-nucleotide messenger RNA. RefSeq names its product mitochondrial carnitine/acylcarnitine carrier protein. The transcript is spliced from 9 exons. The coding region runs from base 962 to 1903 and encodes 313 amino acids. Gene Ontology annotation, biological process: carnitine transmembrane transport; mitochondrial transport. NCBI's taxonomy places the organism in Eukaryota, Metazoa, Chordata, Actinopteri, Beloniformes, Adrianichthyidae. Gene Ontology annotation, cellular component: mitochondrial envelope. Gene Ontology annotation, molecular function: O-acyl-L-carnitine transmembrane transporter activity. The record is from RefSeq and is a predicted model, not a curated record.
AACAAGUGGGCGGGGUCUCACGCGAGAAGAGUUCCAAUCUCGUGCAGUCAGGUUUGAUUCCUACAGGGAUUGAUACAAAUUAGUGAACAUACACACACAGGAGAAAAAAAACAUCAAAAUAGUACCAGCUAGAAGCGCAGUAGGUCAACUUGGGGAUCCUUCCAGGUGGACACAACAUGAAGGUCAUCAUCACGUUUUCUUCUAAAGGAAACAGACACACACAGACAUUAACACCAUCAUGGCUAUAACCAAAGAAAAGAUGCACCAGAAUGAUAAAUGACAUGUCUGUGCAGCUUCUCCCACAACUUUUAGACAAACAUUCUCAAUCUGAAAUACUCUUCAAAUCUCGUGUCACAGAACAGGAAAUGUUGACAUCUAACUGAGCUGAAAUAUUUAGUUGUGAAUGACUAAAACCUUGAAAAAUAACAUUUUGUGCACAACCUCUUGGAUGUGACAGCACUUGGAAACUUCAGGGUCGUCCGUGUGGUGCAGCUGGAUUUAUGGAACAGAAACAAUAAGACCUCAAAUAUCGGCUAAUCCUGAACUCUGUGAUCUACUUCCUGAGGAUAAACACAUUUCUGACCAAUUUCAGCUUGAACACACCGACACGUUUCUCUGUAGAGUUCUGAUGCAUCACAUGAUCUGCUGCUCUGACCUUCACUGUCCUCUGAGGACAUCUCUGUUCUUCUGGUGAAGCAGAUGAAGCUCUGAUCCAUGGAUGAAGCACAUCAGCUGUCUGGGCUUGAACUGACACUUCACAGGACAGUUUUUAUCUGACAAUAAAUCCAGAGAUGUUUCUAUAAAUACACGAACCGUCUCCCUGCAGGCAGAGCCUGGAGAACUCCAUCACAGCUAAAUCCUCUCGUCUUCUAGCAUCUUCCGGUCCCCUCUCUGAUUCCUCAACACUCGUAAACCUUGUUUAGUGAUGCUUUCUCCUUAGAAAGAGAAGACCCCGCCCACCAUGCGCCCGAACACAACAGUGCAUGUGGGGAGUCCUGAACUCCAAGCGUCUGAGAUGAAGCAAGAGGCAAAAGUUUCUCCCCUGAAGAACUUUGUGGCUGGAGGGGUCGGGGGAACCUGCUUGUUGCUGGUUGGACAUCCACUCGACACCGUCAAGGUCAUCCUGCAGACACAGCCUAGAGCUUCGGCUCUGUACUCUGGAGUGUACGACUGUUUCUGCCACAUUGUGGUCAGACAGGGCAUCGCUGGUCUUUAUAGAGGUAUGGGGGCCCCUCUGGCAUGUGUGGCCCCCAUGAUGGCCAUCAGCUUCCUCAGCUUUGGUUUGGGGAAACGGCUGCAGCAGAGCGACCCUGAAACGACCCUUUCACACAGUCAGAUAUUCUUGUCAGGCUGUUUGGCGGGAACAUUCACCACAGUGGUUGUUGCACCAGGAGAAAGAAUCAAGUGUCUGCUUCAGGUUCAAUCCAGAAGUGGAGAGUCCAGGUAUGCAGGCCCGCUGGACUGUGCCUUCAAGCUGUAUAAGGACCGUGGGAUCCACGGCGUCUACAGAGGAACCGUCCUGACUCUCAUCAGAGACGUCCCCUCUACUGGUCUGUACUUCUUAACAUACGAAUACCUCAAAGGUGCGCUCACACCUGUGGGUCAAAGUGUUUCUCAGCUCAGCACUCCCAACAUUUUACUGGCUGGUGGGGCUGCAGGGAUUCUGAACUGGACAGUCGCUCUUCCCCCAGAUGUCCUCAAGUCCAACUUCCAGACAGCUGCAGAUGGUCGAUACGGCGGUCUGUGGGACGUCCUGAGAACACUGCUGCGUGAAGAAGGACCCAAGGGGCUCUACAAGGGGUUCAGUGCAGUUCUCCUACGAGCCUUUCCAGCCAACGCGGCCUGUUUUCUGGGGUUUGAGGUGGCGUUGAAGGCACUGGACAUGGCUGCACCACGCUGGUGAAACCAAAACUUUCCUACACAUCAAAACACUUCCAAAUACUCCACAAACAGGAAGAACGUCACCUCUAGAGUGUCCGUCCUGAGACUGGAAGGUUGUGAGUUCAAAUCCUGACCAAGUCAUACCAAAAAUGGACCCAGUGCCUCCCUGUUUGACACUCAGCAUUAAGGGGUUGGAUUGGGGGGUUGAACCACCAAAUGGUUUCCAAGUGCGGCUGUGUCUGUAGCUCACCACUCCCACAGGUCAAAUGCGGAGAACAACUUUCACACAGCUCCAUGGGUGACCGCUGAUGGGACUCUAACAUGAGACAAUGAUGUGAUCCAUCACUACUUACUCUAGAGCGCCUCCAGGUGUUGACGUGAUAUCACACCUGAAAGAAGCAUUCUUUAUUUUAUGUUUGUACCUCAUUACUUAUUAAACCUGUUAGUGUGUGACACAUCUGUGGUUUUAUUUGAAUAAAGACAUUGUUAUGUGUGAUGUGAAACAGUAGAACAUGGGCGGAGUCAGUUGGGUGUUUAGGGUUUGGGCGGAGUCUGUCACUGACUCCUGUCUCCAUCUCCUGAUCAGCUGUUUCCUCUCUGUGGGCUUUAACUCCAUCUCUGCUCCAUCUGGCUGUAUCAGCCAUACUUGAUCACAACAAGGAUGUUAUGAUCAACUAAAAAUAGAUGUAAUAAAACUUUUUAUUUAAUUUAAAAAAGAAAUAAAACUUGAGUUUGGAAAAAUGUUACCUUGUAAUAAUUAAAUAAAAAGUGUAUUUAUGUCUUUUGUGUGCUUUUGUGAAAAAAGAGUCUGCAAUUAAAGUUAAUCUAUCUAAAAAAAAAACUAAAUAAACUGAAUAAAUUGAACCCACACUGGAACCACAGACUGAAAUUAAAUUGAAUUAACCAAACCAAAAAAAAGGUAAAUUACAAAAAAAAA